This is a messenger RNA of Besnoitia besnoiti, 2712 nucleotides long. RefSeq names its product bromodomain-containing protein. NCBI's taxonomy places the organism in Eukaryota, Apicomplexa, Conoidasida, Eucoccidiorida, Sarcocystidae. Gene Ontology annotation, molecular function: protein binding. The transcript has a single exon. The coding region runs from base 1 to 2712 and encodes 903 amino acids. The record is from RefSeq and is a predicted model, not a curated record.
AUGCCUUGCGGCGCCGCGGGUUCGGGGGGGUCGGGGCCAGUCCCGUCGGUCCCCUCGAUGGGACGGACACAUGGAACGACACAUCAGGCGACAACGGCUGCUGCAUGUGAAUCUCAGAGCGGCGAGAAGGGAGAGAGCUGCCACACAGACAAGCAUGUCGGGGCAGGGGUCCCCGCCGCGUAUGCAGACGGUCCCCGGCAGGCGGAUGCGAGCGCAGCGACUUCUCCGCCUCCGGGCGCUUCCUUGCAGCCCUCGGAGAGAUCCGCUUCCACAGAUGCCGAUGACUCUCCUCCACCGUGUGGCGCGGUGAACCCUGUAUCACUUCAGUCGUCAUGUCCAGUCUCAACUGCUUCUUCUCCCGAGUCUGCGGGUGCUUCCGGCUCCUCUUCUGCGCCUCUCUCUUCUGCGUUAACGUCUCUCCAGUCUGACUCUCGCCAGCCGCUGUCCUCCUCUGCUUUUUUGAGCGCGGCGGGGCAACCCGCCUCUUCUUUAGAUGACCGAGAUGCAGCUCAGCCUGCGGCGGUGUCUCACCAGGGCGCGUCCGCGCCGGGCGGCGACGGGAAGGGAGUGUCCUCCCCCGCCGUGAACACGAUCGCCCUCGCAGAGAUCCUCCACGGCUUUGACUGCGUCAGGGGCGAACUGUUUCUUAGUGAAGAGGAGCGGCAGAUGCUUCAGCACGCUUUGAAGCCGUACCACUUCCGCUUGGUCCCCUCGCUGUCGGCGCGGGCCUUGGCGGGAGGGCCGGGAGGGCGGAAAGGCUUCUCGAAGCGCGUAGCGUCGGGGGCAGGCCCGUCUCGGCGCCUCACGCAAGAAGUUCAGCGGCUCCAGCAGGCCGCGUGCUCUUUUGCGGCGCUCCCCCGAGGCAAAAGGAGGCAGUCGAAGGCCAAUAGUCGGUACCAGGAUGAUGACACAAGCAGCAGCGUCGCUGGCGCGGAUAAAUCAGAGCGCCGCGGGUCCCUGCCGUAUGACGAGUCGGGAGCGCGCAGCGGUGCCAACCAAAGCGCGGAUGGCGUAGGUGAGGCCGGCGCGGGCCGCGGUCCCCAGUACCUCACGGGGGGCGAAUUCUGGAUGGGCCCGCAGGGCCAGUUUGGGCACAGCGCGGGGUCGCCGGGCUCCGGCGGUGAGAAGACUGUGUCGGUUGUGAGCGACGACGCCUCAACGGUAAGCAGGAACAGCCGCGCGGGAGGAAAAGGCGAUAGGCGAACUGGAGGGAGAAGAAGCAGACAAAUGGCUGGAGUAGGUGAGGAGGCGUUCGGCGUCGCGGGGGGAGCCCGGGGUCGUGAGGACCCUGACCACGUGGCUGACGAGGGCCGCCACAGCGCAGCAGGCGGGGCAAGAGGCAGGAAGCGGAAGUUGCGACAGGAGAGAGAUGAGGUUUCAGAUCCCCAAGGUGGAUGGGCAGAUGAGGACAGAGAGGAUCAGAAGUACCGAAGACGGGUCAGGACGGGCAAGGGAGACACCGGGCCUCCAUCUGGAGCGAGUGCUGCAGCGUCCGGCUUCGAGGGCAUCGCCUUCACCCCGAUACUGCGAUCCAUGCCGUGGAGAGAAAGCUGCAUGCUCAUUCUGCAGCAUCUCAAGCGCCACACCGCGGCUCGCUGGUUUUUGGCUCCAGUUGAUCCUGAGUUGGAUGGCGUCCCCGGCUACCUCGAAGUGAUUUCGCGUCCGAUGGACUUUGGCACCAUCGAGCGCAAGCUUCGCGGCGGCCCACGGGUGUAUGUCCACCCUUCGCAGUGGCAACAGGACGUGCGUCAGGUCUUCUUUAACGCUUUUUCUUUCCACCCAGUUAGUCACGACGUCUGGCAGGACGCCGCGAUUCUCGCUGCUGAAUUCGAGCGUUGCUGUCUCCAGACGGAUCAGGUCAAUCCCUACUAUGCCUCCACGCUGGCCGCCUCCGGUGCUGCGGGGGCGUGCGCUGGCGCCGAGGCGCCUCACGACCGCUUCCCCUCGUCGUCGGAGGCUGCGGGGCCCGCCGCGGGGUUCGCAGCCUCCGCGGCUGCAGCAAGCAGAGCGAGUCCUGCGGCGGCUUCUGUUGCGCGAGGAGGGCCUAGUCAAACAUAUGCCCCGUACUACGCCUCGGCGUCCGCUCCGGCGGUCCAGCCUCUCCACGACAACGCUUCGUGGACUUCCCUGGAGGGCACCGACGCGGCGGCGGCGUCGCAUGUCUCCGCUAGUGCGGCCAGCGGGCGUACGGGGCGCGGGGGGCCGGGUCGCGCUCGACGGCAAGCGGGGCAGCAUUUCGAGACUUCGACGCACGUCUCGGAUGCGUACUACGGCGGUGUAUAUGGAGGGGCGCCGCAGCCCACGGCUUCCGCCUCCGCCGGCGGCUCCGGCGGCGGCAAGGGGCGACUUCGCGGCGCGGCAUCUGGAGUCUUGGGCUCACCUCGCCGGGGUGGGCGCGGACGCGGUCGGGGUCGCGGCGCGGCCGCGCAGUUGCUGCAGAGGUGCCGCACGUGGGGAGAAACGUCCCCGAAGAAUGGCCCCUACAUGGUGGGCCAUCAGGUGCUUCAGAGCGGAGGCCGGGGGCGGGGCGGAGGCUUUGGAGGCGUGCCGCCGUACGGAAGUGUCCAGGGCGCGGGCGCGGUUCCCGGCGGGGGAGGCCAGAUGGGAGUCGGGAUCGACCCGCAGGCGGUCUGGGAGGCUGAGGCGCCUCCAAACGCGCCUCUGCUCCCCCGCCGCCCGUUCCGCGUAUCGGCGUCAACGACAAGCCGCUGA